GCAACACCAAGGAGGGUGCCACCAUAUAGAGAUGCAGAGGUUGCUUCUGGCUAUAGGGCUGCCUUUAAAAAGAUAUAUCAAGAUGAGGAGACAAGAAAUAUUGUCAUGAGGGAGUUUGGCCAAUUUGUAUCUGCAAAAAAUCAUGAUGUUGUAGCUCUUAAUGCUAGAUAUGGGAUGGAUGCUGAUGAGUGGUGGUAUGUACAUGGUCAAGGCUCCAUUUACUUGCAGCCUCUUGCAAUUAAACUUAACUCCCAAGUUGCAAGUUCUUCUUCAGCUGAGCGGAAUUGGAGUACAUACUCCUUCAUCCACUCAAUCAAACGUAAUCGUUUGGGUGCAAAGAAAGCUGAGGAUUUGGUCUACGUACACUCCAACCUUCGUUUGUUGUCACAUAAGGACCCUGGAUAUGGUGAGGGUGUAACAAGGAAUUGGGAUCUAGCCCCUGAGUAUGCUGAUUUAGAUACUACAGUUGCACAACUUUGCCAAAUCUCUAUAGACGAGGCAGUUAUGGAAUUUGAGAGAGACAUAGCUAGUGGGAGUGGACAUGGUUGUACCCCGAGAAAUCAUCGAGCAUCGAGAACAUUUCUGACCCCGCCACCGUGCUCAGUAAUUGCUCCAUUGAUGGCAAAGGGUAGUGAUCUUUGA
Cryptomeria japonica (Japanese cedar) is the source of this 642-nucleotide messenger RNA. RefSeq lists its product as uncharacterized. The coding region runs from base 106 to 642 and encodes 178 amino acids. The record is from RefSeq and is a predicted model, not a curated record. The transcript has 3 exons. NCBI's taxonomy places the organism in Eukaryota, Viridiplantae, Streptophyta, Pinopsida, Cupressales, Cupressaceae. Gene Ontology annotation, molecular function: protein dimerization activity.